AUGUCGCACGCUGACCACACACGAGACCCCUGCCCAUGGGUCAUUCUCAACGAUUUUGGCGGUGCGUUUGCGAUGGGUGCUAUCGGAGGAGGCAUCUGGCAUGGAAUAAAAGGCUCGAGAAACUCUCCAAGGGGAGAACGCCUGGUUGGGGCACUGUCAUCCAUAAAAGCGCGAGCACCCGUCACUGGCGGUAACUUUGGAGUCUGGGGAGGAAUGUUUUCGACGUUUGACUGUACAGUCAAGAGCUAUCGACAGAAGGAGGACGCCUGGAAUGGAAUCAUUUCUGGAUUCAUGACUGGUGGAUGUCUAGCACUACGAAGUGGUCCAAAGGCAACACUAGGCAGCGCGGUCGCCUGCGGGAUUUUGCUGGGAGUCUUUGAGGGAGUUGGUGUGCUAUUAAACAGAACAAUGGGUGAAGCAAACAGACCGGUUGCGCCGCAGUACGCACCAUCACCGUCGGGGCAGCAACAGCCAGUCACUGUUGCUUGA
This is a messenger RNA of Serendipita indica DSM 11827, 489 nucleotides long. The record is from the annotation of a GenBank genome assembly. NCBI's taxonomy places the organism in Eukaryota, Fungi, Basidiomycota, Agaricomycetes, Sebacinales, Serendipitaceae.